AUGACUUCGCAAGAGAAGGACUUGGCCACCAUCACCCACAUCGACGAGGUCGAAGUCGGCAAGGGCAACCUCGAUGCUGUGUCGACCACUUUCGUCGAGCCCAACGCCAAGGCCCUCUCCUCGGGUCUUCGCAAGCUCGACUGCUACUUCCUUCCUGCCGUCACCAUGAUCUACUUUCUCUCUUUCCUUGACCGUUCCAACAUCGGCAAUGCCAAGGCUGCCGGCUUGCAGGCCGACCUGGGCCUUUCCGACUACCAGUACUCGAUGGCCCUCACCUUGACAUACAUUCCCUACAUUCUCGCCGAGAUGCCUCUUACUCUUCUCCUCCGUGUUGUCGGCCCCAACAUCCUCAUGCCCACGCUCAUGGUCAUUUGGGGUGUGGUUACCAUGUGCCAGGGCUUUGUCACCAACUACGUUGGCCUGGUUUUGUGCCGAGUCUUCCUCGGUGCUGCCGAGGGUGCCAUUAUCCCGGCGUGCAUCACCUACCUCGCCACUUUCUACCGUCGCCAGGACCUGGGCAAGCGCACCGCCUUCUUCUUCUGUGCCACAUCGCUCGCUGGAGCUUUCUCGGGCCUCCUUGCCGCCGCCAUCCUCAAGAUGGAAGGCGUCGCUGGCAAGAGGGGAUGGAUGUGGAUCUUUAUCAUUGAGGGCCUGAUCACUGCCGUCUACGGUAUGAUCUCGUUCUUCAUUCUCCCCAACAACCCUACCGUUGUCGGCUACUGGACCGAAGAGGAGCGUGAGGCCGUCCUUCUCGCCCUCGACAACGACCGCCCGGUCGAGGAGACCCACGAGGCCUUCUCCGCCAAGGCUGUUCUUGGAGCCCUCGCAGCCCCUCAGAUGUGGCUCAUUGCCACCACCCUUUUCUGCUCGGGUGUGUCGCUCUUCGCCAUGGCCUACUUCUCUCCCUCGAUCGUUGGCUCGUCGCUCGGCUACACCGGCAUCAAGGUUCAGCUCUACUCGGUUCCCCCUUACGCGGUCUCUACGGUCAUCUCGCUUGCGUGCUCGUGGUACUCGGACAAGCUCAACAUGCGUGGCCCCUUCAUCGUUGGCUCCACUUUCCUCUCGCUCAUCGGCUACGCCAUCUACUACUGCUCAGCCGCCACCGACAAGAGCGCCCGCUACGUCUCGCUCUUCUUCAUGAUCUCGGGCGCCUACAUUGCUGCCCCGCUCCUGUCGGUCUGGAUGUCCAACAACCACCAGGGCUACUACCGCCGCAUCUCCGCCGUCGUCAUGGGCUUUGUCUUCUCCAACGCGGGCGGCAUCCUCUCCACCUGGCUCUUCCCCAAGGCCCAGGCGCCCAACUACAAGAAGGGCACGUCGAUCCUCCUCGCCAUGAGCUCCACGCUCAUUGCCGUCGCUGCUAUCGCCAUGGCCUACUUGCACAUCCGCAAUAAGCAGAAGGCCGCAAAGGGCGGCUUCACCGAGGAGCGUGGCACUCUGGACGACACCGUGGCCCUCGGUGACCGCAGUGUUCACUUCAAGUACACUUUGUAA
Molecule: messenger RNA, 1494 nt
Organism: Apiotrichum porosum
Lineage: Eukaryota; Fungi; Basidiomycota; Tremellomycetes; Trichosporonales; Trichosporonaceae
Exons: 3
Coding region: 1-1494 (497 amino acids)
Biological process (GO): transmembrane transport
Cellular component (GO): membrane
Molecular function (GO): transmembrane transporter activity
Source: RefSeq, a predicted model, not a curated record